Molecule: messenger RNA, 1569 nt
Organism: Photinus pyralis (common eastern firefly)
Lineage: Eukaryota; Metazoa; Arthropoda; Insecta; Coleoptera; Lampyridae
Gene: Aplip1
Product: JNK-interacting protein 1
Exons: 6
Coding region: 64-1302 (412 amino acids)
Biological process (GO): regulation of JNK cascade
Cellular component (GO): cytoplasm
Molecular function (GO): protein binding
Source: RefSeq, a predicted model, not a curated record
AAUGCGCGCAUGUUGGUAAAAGAGCUGGCGCCAUACAAUCGAUAUUAGGGUUUGAAAAUAAAUAUGGCCGAUACGGAGUUCGAAGAAUUUAGGCAAAGCUUCGAAAAAUUACCAUCGCACAUAAAAGCGCCCGCACCUUUUUAUUCAUUAGUUCAUGAUGUACUUAUCGACGAAGACUCCCCCACGUCUUCCAAAAGUGAUGUCGAAACAGACUGUGAUACACCUGGAGAUGACGGACUACCAAGCUCGGCCGGUGCUGUUGAAAAUGACCCCUUAUCAGGAAGCACGACAAGAGGUACUACGACCAUUACGUGGGGCGGCGCCGGUGAAAGACGGAGGCGAAAGCUGCCAGAAAUACCUAAAAAUAAAAAAUCUACCGUAGUCAUGUAUCACGCGCAGCCGCAGCACCUAUCAAGGGAGACAUCCUUGGCGGACGAAUUGGGCGGAAUGAGUAGCGGACCAAGUUCUCUCGUAUUAUUAAAAUGUGAAUAUUUAAGAGAUACCGACUCUCCGGACUCGGAUCGGCUGCUAACCGACGGUGAUAGUGGCCACAGCACGGCACAUUCGCCUACCGAUGGGCCUAAGUCAAUCUCGCCCGUUAUGGGCGCAUCGCCGGCGCGUACAAGAGGAGGCGUACCGUAUUCCGAAGUGGAUAUGUUAGAAGCCACCCACAGAGGUUUACACAAGUUCAUACCACGGCAUGAAGAUGAGAUAGAAGUUGAGAUUGGUGAUCCAAUCUACGUUCAGAAGGAAGCCGAUGAUUUGUGGAGUGAAGGUGUCAAUUUGCGUACUGCCCGAAUAGGUAUUUUCCCUUCUGCGUACGCAGUUGAUAGUGACUAUAGCGACUGGGACUCCACCUGCGAACACGGAAGACGUGAACGGUACUUGCUGGGUUAUCUAGGUUCAGUCGAAACCCUAGCUCAUAAGGGUACAUCUGUUGUGUGCCAAGCCGUACGGCGGGUUGUGGGGAAUUCAGCCGAACCAGUGCCACAGCCCUGUAUAUUAGAAGUUUCAGAUCAAGGCCUUCGAAUGGUUGACCGACGAAAACGAAACCAAAACGAACCUUGUAUAGACUAUUUUUACUCGCUCAAAAACGUAUCAUUUUGCGCUUUUCACCCACGAGACCAUCGCUACUUAGGAUUCAUCACAAAGCAUCCAACUCUUCAACGAUUUGCUUGUCACGUAUUUCGUGGUAUUGAUUCUACAAGACCAGUGGCAGAAAGCGUAGGGCGUGCCUUUCAAAGAUUCUACCAGAAGUUUAUAGAGACUGCUUAUCCCAUUGAAGACAUUUACAUUGAAUAAAUUCAAAGCGCAAUAAACCUGUACAUAAGCUGUGUAAUUUCCAAAACAAUAAAUUGAAAGAAAAAUAUUUUUAUGAGAUGAGUUAUGAAUUGGCUUGCUAGAAAACGCAAUUUAUAUAAGAUAAUGUCUGUAUAUAGAAAUCAUAUCAAAUAUGUUUUUAUGUUGUGUGGUCUACACUUUAUAGUGCAUCCUAUUAUGAUGUGUACAACUGCGCAAAAAGUAAGAUCUUAAUGUAUUGAACGCUGCAAUAUAAACACUAAAACUGAA